CAUUUGUAUUGUAGGAUCUGUCACUUGCCCGAGGUUUUCAAGACGUCAGCGGCAUAAAAAGUUAAACAAAGUGAAAAAUAAUUGGAUAUUCGCAGUGAAUUCUAUAGAUUUAAGAUUUAGUAAUUUUUGCACAAACUCAGAUCGCCAAGAUGUCAGAAAAGAAUAUGAAAAUCGGCCAAAGGGUGGAGGUCGCCGGAAAAGGCGUCCGAGGUAAAAUCGCAUACAUUGGGAUGACUACAUUCUCAGUUGGCAAGUGGGUGGGAGUGAUUCUCGACGAGCCCAAAGGAAAGAACAAUGGAUCCAUCAAGGGAACAGCAUACUUUACGUGCCCCGAUAACUACGGAAUAUUUGUUCGACCAGCCCAGCUCGUUCUUCUUGAUGAUUCCGGUAAUCCGAUCCCCGAGCCCGCGGAGGAGGCUAAGCCAAGGACUAGUCGCUUGAGCAGGAAUAUUCGGAAGAUACAAAUAAAUAGGCCAAAACCAAGUGCGGAAUCAGUGCGUUCUUUACCGGGUGUCACGAAACCAACAACUGUAAGGCGUAAAUCACCGGUUAAACAAGUGAGAAAACCAUCAGCUACCACCAUGUCAUCGUCUGCUUCCAGCUCACGACUUUCCCUGACUGGAAGUCGACAGAGUCUGUUAGGAUCGAAAAGUCAACUGGUUUCGCCAGCUACCGAACGAGCACCUGGUCAUGGUGGUGCAUCCGAGAAGAGAACAAAUAUGAGCCCACCAGAUUCAAUGCCUCCUUCUAAGCGAGCUUCCUUCAUUGAGACUGGCUUCCUAGAAACGCUCAACCCUCAAUUCACGCCGGGUCAAUCGCUAACCACACCAUCUCAAGGAAUGGGAACUGAAGAUAAAAUCAGCGCCUUGCAACAACAACAAGAAAUCGAUGAUCUCAAAAAUCAAGUUCGGGAUCUUACUGAGAAACUGGAAACCCUCAAACAACGUCGAGCCGAAGACAAAGAACGUCUUCGAGAAUUCGACAAAAUGAAAACUCAAUUUGAGCAGCUCCAAGAAUUCAAAAGUAAAAUCAUGGAAGCCCAGUCCCAAUUACAACGCGAAUUACAACGUGCACGUCAGGAAACUAAGGAUGCAAUCGAAGCAAGGGACCGUCAUGCUGAAGAGAUGUCUGAGUUGUCAGAAAAUGUUGAACUGAUUACCCUCGACAAAGAAAUGGCUGAAGAGAAAGCUGAUACGUUGCAAUUGGAGCUGGAAAGUGCUAAGGAACGAAUAGAGGAGCUGACGCUAGAUUUGGAAAUUCUGCGUACUGAAAUGCAGAAUAAAACUGUUGGUGGUGGCGGUGGAGGAGAUGGUACAGCCCCAGGGGUAAUUGAAGGUCCUUCAGUUUAUGAAUUUAAACAGAUGGAGCAGCAGAAUACUCGCCUUCGAGAGACUUUAGUUCGGCUUAGAGACUUGAGCGCACAUGAGAAGCAUGAAAUUCAGAAACUUACAAAGGAAGUGGAAACUAAGAAAUCAGAGGUGAUGGAAUUGCAGAGAACAAAGGAGAAAUUGUCAACAAAGGUUGACGAGCUCGAGGCCCAAGUAGUUGAUCUCCAGGAACAAGUUGACGCCGCUCUCGGUGCUGAAGAGAUGGUCGAACAACUCGCUGAAAAAAAAUUAGAGCUCGAAGAUAAAGUUAAACUUCUUGAGGAAGAAGUUGCCGAACUUGAAGCUCUCGAAGAUGUUCACGAGCAACUAAUCGAAAGCAAUCAUGAGCUAGAAAUGGACUUACGCGAAGAAUUGGACAUGGCGCAGGCAGCCAAACGUGAAAUGAUCCGCGAGAAAGAGGCCGCACUGGAAACUAUUGUUGAUCGUGAUCAAACUAUUCUGAAAUUCCGUGAACUAGUUCAGAAAUUAAAUGAACAAUUAAUUGAGUUGCGCGAAAAAGUCAACCAAAAGGAUGAGUUGAGCAAACCAGCAAAGGAUACGAUUGCAGACACGAUUGAUUUCAAGCAAAUGUUUGCCGAAUCGAAGGCGUAUACCCGAGCAAUUGAUUUGCAAUUGCGUCAAAUUGAUUUGAAUGAAGUUAAUGAGCAUGUUCGCAUGCUCACAGCUUACAUGCCUGAUACUUUCAUGCAAAGAGGCGGCGAUCACGAUGCGGUCCUUGUUAUCCUACUGAUUUCACGCAUUGUAUUCAAGGCGGGUAUCAUUGUUAACCAGGCUCGUGAACGGUUCCCGGCUGUAACGUCUAUUGAUCGAAAUGCAGUUCAACAAGGACAUUCAGUGCAGCAGUUUGAAUUCAAAUCGCGUCUUCUGCAUCAUAUUCAUAACCUUCAAUCUGUCAUGCACCAAUUUUUGUAUGGGCUGAAUACUUGCAAGCCAGAUAUGUUGCUUAAAGCUGGAAGUUCGUUACCGGAAAUGGUAGCGCAGGAGAAGACUGUUGAUGCUGUGAUAGAGUUGCUGAAGGCGAACCAGUUGGACGAGAAUUCGUCAACGGAUAAUUUGGAGAAAUGUGUUGCCUUCUUUAACGCGAUGCAUUCAGUUGUGUUUACCGGCGAGGAUCUGCUAAACGAAACGCAAAUGAUCAGGGACAAUACAGCAUGCAUGACUACAGCAUGUGAUGCAAUUACUACGAAUGCUUCGGCUAUUCAAGCACUAAUAAAGGGUGGCGAUGAAACUAGUGAUUCGGGACUUUUGAUGCAAUACAUUGUACAGAAUACAGAAAGUAUUAGGCAACAUUUGAAAAUGAUUAAGAGACGAUUGCCACAGGACGCUCAUGUCAUCAAAUGUGGUCUGUCGAUGAAAACUCUACAAAAUUUGAAACAAACGGCAGAGCAACUGGGGAAGGCAAUGCAAGUAUUACAUUUAACGGCUAAGCAGAUUGUUCAUACAACGACCGCUGAUGCUGAAACUGAAGCCUCCAUCGGUCACACCCAACUCUGGGAAAUUCUCUCUAACGUUUGUGAACGCGUCUAUGAACAAGACGAUCGCGGUCCAUCUCAAAAUCUCCGUACAGUUCUCACCAACGCCAAUACUGACAUGGCACAGUUGGCACAAUAUCUCAUCGAUCACGAAUAUGAAAUAAUGUCAGCUGCUUCAGCAGCUCAAGAAAAACCAGUUGCUCCAAUUGUACUGCGAGCUCAAUUCAUCAAAAAACAACUCGAAGAAACCAAAACUCUCACGGCAACUCUAGAAAAUCGCGAAGCUGAAAUCCGUCAACUGAAGAUGGCAGCUAAGAUGAAACAGAAUGAACUGUCUGAAAUGCAAAUUCGUAAGGAUCUGGCAGAGAAGAAAUUGUCUGUUUUGCAACACGAUCAUGAGUUGAAUGCCGAGAAACUGCAGAGGAAAUAUGAGGAAACUCUCGCGUUGCUUAAGAAGAAAGAAAAGGAAUAUGAGGAGACAAUGGACCAUUUGCAGAAUGAUAUCGAUUCCUUGGAGAACGAACGCGGCGCUUUGAGGGAGAAGCUGAAGACAAUUGGAAGCAAGAAGGGCGAUUUGAAGAAUUCAACCGCGUUUGACAUCACAGCUGGAUCUCCAUAUAUCGCACAGGAACUUAAUCUUCUCAAGAAAGCCUUCAACGAUGAACGGGCGGAACGACUACGCUUGCAAGCGAGCGAAAUGCAAAAGACUCUCGCUAAACUGGAACCAAUCUAUGUGCCUCAACCUAAAGACAAUCGCAUCACCGAACUAGAGGAGGAACUGGCUAAACUCAAAUAUGAUUGGGUUAUGUCAAUGGCCCGCGGUUCCAGCUUCCCGACACCAAAAUCUCCACAAGGUAACACAAUAAAACUAAUUCAAGAACACCAGAAUAAACAACGAAUGCUACGUGAAGAAAUCAAGAUUAAGGCAAAUCAACUCGCCGCUGAGGUCCUUAACGAAUAUCUAGAACGAAAGCCACAUCGAGCAACUCAAGGUGAUUUCAUGAAAUUCCCAAAUGUUGAACUUACACGGGCUCUCAGAGCUAUGCAGUAAUUAUUUUUCUCGUUAUUAUGCUAAACGAUAAUUGAUUUCAUCUUUUUGUUUGGUUCUCUUGAAGAGAUUUUUCACUAUUUAUUAUAUUUUAACAUUUUUAUACUCAUUUGUAGGAGAGAUAAAUUUUCUAUUCCAAAACAAAAUGUACUUUAAAGACAAGGAGAAAAGAUAAAUACUAUGACUUCAAUCUCGUGAUAUAAUGUAUAUGUAUUUAAAGAAAGUAAUUGAAUUUAUAGUAAUUUAUGGAAUUAAACCCAAAUAAAGUUAUAAUAAUAAACAGA
Hermetia illucens (black soldier fly) is the source of this 4192-nucleotide messenger RNA. RefSeq names its product dynactin subunit 1 (gene DCTN1-p150). Gene Ontology annotation, cellular component: microtubule associated complex; kinetochore; axon. Bases 150 to 3911 code for a protein of 1253 amino acids. The transcript has 15 exons. Gene Ontology annotation, biological process: nuclear migration; establishment of mitotic spindle orientation. Lineage: Eukaryota; Metazoa; Arthropoda; Insecta; Diptera; Stratiomyidae. The record is from RefSeq and is a predicted model, not a curated record.